GUACGUAUGCGUUUAAUCAGUCAAAUCUGUAUCAACAAACACAAAAAUCUCUCUUUUUCAUACAUUUUCUCUUCGCACCCUCUCUUGAUUCCGUUCAACGCCUAGGCUAAAGUCAAUCAUCAUCAUCAUCAGUUGCUUCUGAUUGUUCCAGGGGAUUUCGCAGUGUGUGUCUUAAUCAGAAAAAAUCACUCAGAUCAGGGUUUUGUUGGUUUUCGUGAAUUGGGUUUUACGCUGAGCCGUUGAAGUUGUGGCUGUGUGUGUUAUCUUCAUUAGAAUCCAGUAUUGUUGAUCAGAGCGGAUUGAAAUUAGGAUUUGCGUUUCAGAGAAUUGGAUUGUGAAUUAAAGGUUUUUUUUUUUGCUAUUGAGUGUUCGUGUAGAUAUUCAUGUGUAUAGAUUCUUGUUUUAGAGCUUACGAUGGGUUGCGUAAGUUCUAGGCAUAGGCCUUUUAGGAGAAAGUCGACACUUAACGAUUCAUCGGAUAAACGUUCCUCGCGGAUUGAUUCCUCGAGGAUAGAUGAUUGGAUCCAACCGGAAGGUGGGUUUGGUAGAUCGAGUAGAAGAGGAGAUGCUAAAGAUAGGUUAAUUGAAUCCGAAAUGUUUAGUUCCAGUAGGUUUUAUGAUCAUCAGAUUGGUAAGAUACUGGAGAAUCCUGAGAUAGCUGAUCAUAUGGAUCGAGCUGUUCAUGACCAGGAAUCGAAAAGGGCCUCGAGUGUUGUUGUAAAACCAGAUUUGGAGAUUGAUCCAAGUGUUAUCAAACCGAAGCUAGAUAGAUGGAAUAGCAGAGAUUCCAAAGUUGGGCUGCUUGAAUCCGAAAAGUUGAGUUCCAAAAGGUUGUCUGAUCAUCAUCAGAUUGAGAAGGAACCAGAGAAUCAUGAGAAUGAAGAUUCGGUUCAAGCUGUUCCUCAGGAAAUGAGUAAGAAUCCGAAUGUUGUUGUUCCAAAGGACGCAGAGUUGAAGCAAGUAUCAUCAGGAUGGCCGACUUGGCUAGUCUCUGUAGCUGCCGAGGCAUUAGUGGAUUGGGCUCCACGACGAGCAAGUACUUUCGAGAAACUGGAGAAAAUUGGCCAAGGAACAUAUAGCAGCGUCUACAGGGCUCGUGAUCUUCUUCAUAACAAGAUUGUUGCGCUCAAAAAAGUCCGGUUUGAUCUCAACGAUAUAGAAAGUGUCAAGUUUAUGGCGAGAGAGAUCAUUGUAAUGCGACGUCUUGACCAUCCGAAUGUCCUGAAAUUAGAAGGAUUGAUCACUGCCCCUGUUUCAUCGUCUCUCUACUUAGUUUUCGAGUACAUGGAUCAUGAUCUCUUAGGACUUUCUUCCCUACCCGGUGUCAAGUUUUCAGAGCCUCAGGUUAAAUGUUACAUGCGACAACUUCUAAGUGGGCUUGAACAUUGUCACAGCCGCGGUGUUCUUCAUCGGGAUAUAAAGGGCUCAAAUCUACUGAUUGACAGUAACGGAGUCUUGAAGAUAGCAGAUUUUGGGUUAGCUACAUUUUUCGACCCUGCAAAAACUGGUCCAUUGACUAGCCAUGUUGUCACUCUUUGGUACCGACCACCAGAACUUUUGCUCGGAGCCUCUCAUUACGGUGUUGGGGUUGAUCUUUGGAGCACAGGUUGCAUCUUAGGUGAAUUGUAUGCCGGUAAACCAAUCCUACCUGGAAAAACUGAGGUAGAACAGUUGCAUAAAAUAUUCAAGCUAUGCGGUUCACCAACAGAAAAUUACUGGAGGAAACAGAAGUUACCAUCUUCAGCUGGAUUCAAGACCGCGAUUCCUUAUAGACGGAGAUUAUCAGAGAUGUUUAAGGACUUUCCCGCGAGUGUUCUUUCGCUUUUAGAGACUUUGCUCUCCAUAGAUCCUGAUCACCGGAGCUCUGCGAAUUGUGCCCUUGAGAGUGAGUACUUUAAAACCAAGCCGUUUGCUUGUGAUCCAUCUUAUCUACCAAAAUAUCCUCCUAGUAAAGAGAUUGAUGCUAAAUUGCGCGAUGAAGCGAAAAGGCAACGACCCAUGAGGGCGGAGAAACAAGAAAGGCAAGACUCUCACGCGAGAAGAUCACACGAGAGAAAACUUGUCCCACCGAUCAAAACAAAUCACUCCCUAUCAAUGACAAUGGAGAAACCAUACUUAGAUCUGAAGAGCAGAAAUGAUACUUUCAAGUCGUUUAAGGAGGAGAGGAGUUCUCAUGGCCCAAUUCCUGAUUAUCUAAAUACGCACACCAGAAACAAUCAAACCGGUGGGAGAGUUUCACACUCGGGUCCGUUGAUGAGCAACCGAAACAUGGCUAAAUCAACACUGCAUGUGAAGGAGAAUGCACCUCCUAGAUACCCUCCUUCUAGAGUGAACCCGAAGAUGUUAACGGGCUCGGUCUCCUCCAAAACAUUAUUAGAUCAACCAGUCAUGAAUCGACGAGGAAGGGAUCGAAGAGCAUACAACAGAGCUGACACUAUGGAUAGUAGACACAUGACAACACCAAUUGACCCAUCUUGGUAUAAUCCUAGCGAUAGCAAGAUUUACAUGUCGGGUCCAUUGUUGGCUCAGCCAAGCAGAGUGGAUCAGAUGCUUGAAGAACAUGACAGACAGCUUCAGGAAUUUAGCAGACAAGCACAGAAGACACGAGAAGGCAAAACUGGCAAAUGAUAAAGCUAAUCACGAAGAACAAAACGCUGAGCUUUUGUCUUUUAACUUCCAAACUACUGUAGAGCAGAAGAGUUGCUCAAAGGAAAAGGCAGAACCACUUGAGUCAGAUGUCAUAUGAAUCUGGUGAUUCAUGUAUUUGGAUUAUACGAUCUAUUAAUGGUCUUCAUGGCUUAAGCCCCGAUUGUUUGAUUAGAUUAUUGUAUUAAUGAGUUGUCACUAUAGUGUUUGAUCUGUGUACAUAUGGAAAUCUGUUCUUUAUAUAAUUUAUACAGAUGUGAUUGUUGCUAUGGUAAUGGUAUAAUGGUGAUAAUAAGAUUAACCGA
Molecule: messenger RNA, 2951 nt
Organism: Eutrema salsugineum
Lineage: Eukaryota; Viridiplantae; Streptophyta; Magnoliopsida; Brassicales; Brassicaceae
Product: probable serine/threonine-protein kinase At1g54610
Exons: 8
Coding region: 415-2628 (737 amino acids)
Biological process (GO): protein phosphorylation; positive regulation of transcription elongation by RNA polymerase II
Cellular component (GO): cyclin-dependent protein kinase holoenzyme complex; nucleus
Molecular function (GO): ATP binding; RNA polymerase II CTD heptapeptide repeat kinase activity; cyclin-dependent protein serine/threonine kinase activity
Source: RefSeq, a predicted model, not a curated record